Molecule: messenger RNA, 3558 nt
Organism: Tauraco erythrolophus (red-crested turaco)
Lineage: Eukaryota; Metazoa; Chordata; Aves; Musophagiformes; Musophagidae
Source: RefSeq, a predicted model, not a curated record
GCAGACUAGAACUGAGCUCUGGAAAAAAAGUGGAGCUUGGAGCAUGUGGCCUGAGGAUUGCCGUACAAAGCCGGGGUGGUAGCUAAGAAGUGAGCAGGAUGCCCCCAGGCAUUUACUGUCCUAUGGAAUUCUGGUCCAAGGGGGAAAACCAGAACAUCCAGGUGGACUUUCUGCUGCCCACAGGCAUAUACUUAAACCUCUCUGUGUCCUGCAAUGCCAGCUUGGGCACCAUCAAGCAGGUGGUGUGGAAGCACGCGCAGUAUGAGCCGCUGUACCAUAUGCUCAGCGACCCGGAGGCCUAUGUCUUCACGUGCAUCAACCAGACAGCGGAACAGCAAGAGCUGGAGGACGAGCAACGGCGGCUUUGUGCCUUCCUACCGGUACUGCGGCUCGUGGCUCGAGAAGGCGACCGAGUCAAGAAGGUUAUUAACUCCCAGAUCAGCCUGCUCAUAGGAAAAGGUCUGCAUGAGUUCGACUCUGUGCAGGAUCCAGAGGUGAAUGAUUUCCGCACCAAAAUGUGCCAGUUCUGCGAGGAGAGAGCAGCAAAGCGGCAGCAGCUCAGCUGGGCAGCUUGGAUGGAGUACAGCUUUCCCUUGCAGCUGGAGCCCGUGGCCAGAGGCCUUGGGACUGGCCCUCUACAUACCCCCACCAAGAACAUUUUUGUCAACGUCAAGUUUCAGUCUGGCGGGGAGAGCUUCACUUUCCAGAUCUCUCCAAAGGAGUUCCCCAUCACGUUAAUGAGCUAUGCUAUCAAGAAGCAGGCUGCUGUCUUCCGCCAUGAGACAGUGGAGAACCCAGAGGACUACACCCUUCAGGUGAACGGGAAAUGUGAAUACCUCUAUGGAAACUACCCCCUGUACCAGUUCCAGUACAUUCGCAGCUGCCUGCACCGAGGCCUGACGCCCCACCUGACCAUGGUGCACUCCUCCACCAUCAUUGCUAUGAGAGAUGAGCAAACCAACUGUAUCACCAGCCCCCCGAAGAUGGCUCCCAAGCCUCCCCCGCUCCCUAAGAAAAAGCCAAACUACAGUUCUCUCUGGUCCUUAGAGCAGUCUUUCUACAUUGAGCUGGUGCAAGGCAGCAAGGUCAAUGCAGAUGAGAGAAUGAAGCUGGUGGUACAAGCGGGCCUCUUUCAUGGCAAUGAGAUGCUGUGCAAGACCGUGUCAAGCUCUGAAGUGAACGUAUGCUCAGAGCCAGUGUGGAAGCAGAGGUUGGAUUUUGAUAUUAACAUCUGUGAUCUUCCCCGUAUGGCGCGGCUCUGCUUUGCCCUCUAUGCUGUCGUCGAGAAGGCAAAGAAGGCACGUUCCACCAAGAAGAAGUCCAAGAAAGCUGAUUGCCCAAUCGCCUGGGUGAAUGUCAUGCUCUUUGACUAUAAGGACCAGCUGAAAACAGGGGAGUGCUGCUUGCACAUGUGGUCCUCCUUUCCAGAUGAGAAAGGGGAACUUCUGAACCCCAUGGGCACGGUACAAUGCAACCCCAACACAGAAAGUGCAGCAGCCUUGGUCAUCUGCUUCCCCACCGUUGCGUUGCAUCCCGUGUAUUAUCCGUCAUUUGAGCAGUUGCUGGAGUUGGGGAGAAAUGGAGAACCACCCCGUGCUGCACCAGAAGAUCCUGAGGAGAAGCUUCAGCUGAAGGAGAUACUGGAGCGGAGGAGCCACACCGAACUGUAUGAGCAUGAGAAAGACCUAGUGUGGAAGAUGAGAUAUGAUAUCCGUGACCAGUACCCACAAGCUUUGGCAAAGCUGCUUAUCAUCACCAAAUGGAACAAGCACGAAGAUGUUGCCCAGAUGAUUUCUCUGCUUCAGACCUGGCCAGAGUUGCCUGUCCUGAAUGCCUUGGAGCUGCUGGAUUUUAGCUUUCCUGACCAUUACGUUGGUUCCUUUGCUAUCAACUCAUUAAAGAAGCUGACAGAUCACGAAUUGUUCCAAUACCUGCUACAGCUUGUCCAGGUGCUGAAGUACGAAUCCUACUUAGACUGUGAAUUAACCAAGUUCCUGCUGGACAGGGCGUUAUCCAACCGCAAGAUCGGCCACUUCCUCUUCUGGCAUCUGAGAUCAGAAAUGCAUGUUCCUGCAGUUGCCUUGAGGUUUGGCCUGAUCCUGGAAGCAUACUGCAGAGGCAGCACCCACCAUAUGAAAGUUUUGAUGAAACAGGGAGAAGCACUCAACAAGAUGAAAACUCUGAAUGACAUUGUUAAAAUGAGUUCUCAGAAGGCCACCAAGCCUCAAACCAAGGAGGUGAUGCAUGUGUGCAUGAAGCAGGAAACUUAUCUCGAAGCACUUUCCCACCUCCAGUCCCCCCUGAACCCCAACAUUAUCCUCACUGAAGUUUGUGUGGAUCAGUGCACCUUUAUGGACUCCAAAAUGAAACCUCUAUGGAUUGUGUUUAAUAAUGAAGAGACAGGUGGAGGUGGAGUGGGUAUUAUUUUUAAAAAUGGAGACGACCUUCGUCAGGACAUGCUGACUCUGCAGAUGAUCCAGUUGAUGGACAUCCUGUGGAAGCAGGAGGGCCUGGACCUGAGGAUGACCCCUUAUGGCUGCCUCUCCACAGGAGACAAGACUGGACUGAUAGAAGUAGUCAUGCAUUCAGACACCAUUGCCAACAUCCAGCUGAACAAGAGCAACAUGGUGGCCACUGCAGCUUUCAACAAGGAUGCACUGCUGAACUGGCUAAAAUCCAAGAACCCAGGCGAUGCAUUAGAACAAGCUAUAGAGGAAUUCACUCUAGGGUACUGCGUGGCAACAUAUGUGCUGGGGAUAGGUGACCGGCACAGUGAUAACAUCAUGAUCCGGGAAACUGGACAGUUGUUCCAUAUUGAUUUUGGUCACUUUUUGGGGAACUUCAAGACUAAAUUUGGUAUUAAUAGAGAACGAGUUCCUUUCAUCCUCACCUACGACUUUGUGCAUGUCAUCCAGCAAGGAAAAACUAACAACAAUGAGAAGUUUGAAAGAUUCAGGGGUUACUGUGAAAAAGCCUAUAUGAUUCUGAGGCGCCAUGGUCUUCUCUUCCUGCACCUGUUUGCACUGAUGAAAGCUGCUGGCCUGCCAGAACUCAGCUGCUCUAAAGAUAUUCAGUAUCUGAAGGAUUCCCUAGCUCUUGGGAAAACAGAUGAGGAGGCACUGAAGCACUUCAGACUAAAGUUUAAUGAAGCCCUGCGAGAAAGCUGGAAAACCAAAGUGAACUGGCUGGCACACAACGUAUCCAAAGAUAACAGACAGUAGAGCAACAUCAGCCUGCACACUUGCUCCGAGAGACCGUAAUACCUGCACUGAGUCCAGCAAUUGUAGAUAGGUUUUUAAAGACUGAUGAAUGUUGCCAUGUUGAAGAUCCCUACCUGUGUUCCCGGAGAUCAGACGUUUCUGCACGACUGAAGAAUUGUUGGACUGUCAUCAGCCAUGUAAUCGUGUCCGCUGUAGAUCUCUGGGGGACAAGGGAGAGACAUGAGGCAAUAAAAUUACUGCAUACAGUGAAAGGUAGGUAGAUGUACUGUACCCUUAAGAACUUGUUAAGCUUCAAAUCCAUCUUCUAAUAGAAGAGUUCAAGCAGUUGUAACAUCCU